CCUCCACACAGUGACAUUGACAUAAGCUGCGUGUUCGCAGGUCAGUCGCAGUAAAUUCCACACCACAUUUUUGAAGAUGCAUUGUUGUGCUGUCACUGUCAGCCUGAAUAUCUUACUGGCUAACUGAACCGGUUAAAAUAGGAUGUCAACAAGUGACGCAGGAGAGUUGGAGCUCAGAGUUGUAGGAGGAGAGACAGAGACGCCUCUGCACAGCACAGCACCAGCUACACGGACUACUACUGCUGCACGAGAACAGGAUGAAUCAUUCGGUGAAAGGUUCAAGCAGGAGAAUCAUCAUCGUGAUGAAACCCCAACUGAGCAGCAGCGUCACCCAUCAGCCGUCAGACAGGAAGAAACACACAAAGCACUAAUAUUAAGGUCGGACAGACUAAGAGAAGAAGAGGCUGCUCAUUGUGGUGAUUCAAAGGUCCAGACCCAGAAGCCCAUUGGACCCAGAUUCUCCUCCUCUCUCCUAUUCAGACUCUCCAGAAAUCCAGGCUUUGAAAAGCCACAGCUCAAGAAGAAUUUAAACUCCUGUCAGCACAGUUUAACGGAAACGCAGACAGCUGAGACUGAGAACAGCUGCUGUCAGGUUAAUGGACAAACGUCACCACCAGAUACCUCAAUAAAGGUAGCCAGUGACUAUCCAUUAUCUGAAAGGAUACCAUUUCCAGCCAAGAAGAAAGAAGAGGUAAUCACAGUUUGCAAUAGACUGGACACAACCAGGGACUUGAGUAUAACUCACAGAUCAAAAGUGUGUAAUGGCUUGCACAUACCUCCAUGUGGGCCACAACCAAGGACUGGCACUAGAUCAGUUGAGUUAGAAGAAGACAUAAAAGACCAUACAAAGCUUGAGAAACACACUGACCCUGUGGAAAGAUCCAACCCUACUAGAACCAUGUUGUCUUCCACUGUGGUAACAGUUCUUGCCCCACACUGGAAUGGCCGACUAAGACGGACCAAAAGACCUGAGGGAACUGGCAAUUCGGAAGCCCAGGGGAAUUUACAAGAUGUGACAAACACUGCGCCAAACCGUUCGCAUGAACGCUUUCAGGAGAGAGUGGACAGGUCAUUGACAGAUGGAUUGCAAGGCCAAUUAAGGGUGCCAUUUCUGGGUACCAGGAGUAAUACAGUGGGCUGGUCAACUAAAAGUGUUCCUGUAAGCUUGGACUAUGACUCUAAAAGGAAAAUGAUUCAGACUGUCUCUUUGGAUGUAAACUCUGGAAGGUUGGACAAUAGAAAAAUGGAUGCAGGUGCUGUAAGCCCUGUACCCACAUCUCCCGUGUCUCCCCUCUCCCUUGACCCAAAUGAACAAAGGAGGAACCCGGAAACUGGUCAUCAAGGAGGACUGUCAUCUUUAAGCUCAAAACCAACAACCAGCAGUCUGCUUCUGUCUUUAAGAAGAUUUCACUCAAAUGGCAGGAACUCUAAUGCAGCCUCCACCCUCUCUGAGAUGAAUCCUCCGCCCCUGAGCAGUUCGCCAAAUGAUCGAGAUGGAAAAUUAUUCGCAACACACCUUUCUCAAACCUUUCUCAAUAAUAAUGGGCCAGACAGGUCAAAGCCCCUCUCUCCAUCGUCCAUUUCUUAUGGGACAACUGACACUGGGCCUAUCCUUUCCCCAUCGCCCUCCAAUCUAAGAGAAAGGAACACAUUUGAAACACGCUUCUUUUCAACUUCACCCAUGAACAAAGAUGUGGAAGAUGGACCAUUUUCCCAACAACCUCAAACAAUGAAUAGGACCCAGUCCAGUCUUUCAUGUUCCACACAGGCAUGUCCAAUUAGAGGACCACUAGAGAGGCAAGAGAACUCCAGGGGCUCAGACAAAAGUACAGAGAGCACUGCCUCUUCUCCAAGACUUUCCCCAUAUGACCGGCUUCCUCUCCUAAAAAAACGAUUCCCUCCCUAGAAGGACCAGCCUGACAUCCACUUCCUGGUGGAAACAAGUUACCCAGGAAGGCAGUUCCCCUCCAACGCUCAAUGAUAUAAUGAACAUCAAAGAAAAAUCAAACACACCCUUAGUUCCACCCUGCAAUGAUAAUAGAGACUUGGCCUCUCCCUCUCCAAGUCCAACUGACAACAGAAGAUUUAUCAGUCAAAUCCCCAAUAACAGAGACAACAAUAACACAGAGUCAGUUCGCAAAGGUAAUAUGAACCUUAUUAUGAAGACACAGGGAGGAACUCACAACCUCAAACAAAGAAAAGCUGAGGAUUCACCUGCCCAUGAAUCAGACAGGCUUGUCAAACAGCAAUAUGCCUCCAAUUUAAACAGAGAACCACAAAAGCCUCACAGUUUGCCCGAUGUUUUGACUAGUUCUAAAAUUAGCAGAGCUACAGAGCAAACAGCACUGACUCAUCCUAAAUAUCUCAGCAGGUAUGAUGUAAAUAAUAGUUCAUUUACAGCAAAUGUAACUGAAUUUCCACCUACAUUGCUAAAUCCCAAGAGCUCAAGUACACCCACUGAGAGCAGCAGCAAGUACAAUAAUAAUCAUUGUACAUCCAAAACCAACAGCACCCCCACAUCUUCACACAACAAGGACUCUCAAAGGUUUACCAAACCACCUAUUUCUCUUGCUACCACCAACACUCACAAUAGUCAAGCUCUUGCCUCUAAAACUACCUCUGGUCCCCCCUAAGCCCAAACACUAAAAUUAGUUCCCCCCUCCACUCUCAUUCAGUUGCUUCACAGACCAAUAUUCAUGCUUCGUCAUACACUGGCUCUUCUUCCCAAACACCGAAAUUCACCAACACAGCCAAUGCCACACCUCUUGGCUUUGAAAGAAGCUAUGCUUCCGCUCACAAGCCUUUCCACCCUAAAACUGUUUCCAGCCUGAUUCCCACAGUCAGUGCUUCCUCUAAAACAAACUGCAGUCCUGUAUCCACUGCUUCCACCAGCUAUUCUUUUACCGCUGGCAGCCAUCGUGCAGCUACAACUGCCCCAAGCCCAUCCCUCCUUACUCCUCCCAUCGCUCCUGCCAUUGCGUCUUCUCCCACCACUGUUUCCUCUAUCUUAACCCCCCCUGCAACCCCUAUCAUUACCAGCCCCAACUACUCAGACACUUCCAGUCCUAAGGAGGGAAAAUCAUUCUCAAGCAGCCCAGAAAGCGACCCAAAGAAACUGCGCCCCCGCGUGGAGGGAAAGAGAUUGAGACGAGUAACAUGGGAGGACUCAGUGGAUCUGAAGCAUUCUGAGACCAACACAGUCGAGCAGCCAGAGCCAUCUCAAGUCCCAACGAGCUCCAGGUCCCCACAGAGCGCCAAAGCUCCAUCCAUCUUUUCCUUUCUAAGAUCAAGCAGUCCAACCACAAACACAUCUCCUCUAUGCUUCCCUAGCCCUAAGACCUCCGGCAUACAGGUGGAGAAAGGAGGGAAGUAUCGAUCUUUAUCAUCCGACUCUGCUGAUUUAGCAUCCAGAGAGCGAGAGAGGUCUAAGCAAAGACCUAGUGACACUAUGAUCUCUAACCAGGGAAGACGGGACUUAACCACACCCAGACAGGAGAGGACACUAUCAGUGGAGUCUGGCACAGUUCAGUGCCGUUCUUCUGCUCCUCUCUCCCUCCCUCCUGACUUUUCAAGUGGUUAUAAGCUUCGAUAUAGCUCCCCACCUUAUUCUACUCUCAUGUCUACCAGGUCAACGCAGGGUGAAACUAAGACUAUAAUACCUAGAUCACCCCUCUUCCAACAGUCUCAGUCAAACUAUCCUCCACAUCUUUCCAUAUGUACUGAUCAAGUUGCAGCCAUGACCUUGCCCAUGUCCAAACCCACUCUGUCACCCAUCAGCCUACCCCAGCCCCUAUCUUUGCCUUUCCAGAACAAAACUGCCACCCAAGGAAGUACAAAGUGUGGGGUUUCAGAAACGGAUCAAGUCAAGAAUAAUCACAGCAAGAACAACAGCCAAGAUCGCCAGAAUGAUCACGUAUUACUUGUCGACAACAGAUUUCAUGAGGCACAGAACUCCUCCUCAAAAUGCGUAACUGAGACACUGGUUUACAGUAUUAAACCUAAAGUAGAUACAGCUACAGCUGCCCCAAAGAACACCACACAUAAACCUUUGCAACAUACUGCAAACACACAGGUUUCUCUGGAGACCAAGUUAAAUCAACAGUCGCACAGAGUGCAGAGUAAGGAAGCUGCAAGAGAAGCAUGUCGUCAUUCAGAUCAGAGCUCCAGUGGUAGCAGCUCAACAGAGAGUCAGCGCACUGGUGAAAGCUCUAACAGAAGAAUGAAGGAGGGUGUACUGGGUAAAAGCAGAUUUUUUUCAGUGGAGAGCAACAGUGAACAAAACCCAAAGAGAAGUCGGUUUGCAUUGAAGAAAAGUGUCAGCACACCAAACCCCAGUUUGUCAAGGUCAGACUCCGAGAGGGCUGGCAAGACUAAUAACAAAAUGGACCAGGUUCUUAACAGACUGAGACAAACAUUCAGCACCAGACGGUCUGAGGAUGAUACAUCGUUUCCAUGGAAAUGGAGGCGAGCCUCCCAAACACCUUCUGUUAGUGGAUCAAGUGAUGUCAGUGAUAUCACUGUUGAGAGUAUCAAAAAGCAAGAGCAGGAGAAAGGGAUGGUGCUGAAGGACAAUGAAAAGAGAACAGAGGAUACGACUAGAUGGACACAAAACAGAUACACUCUCAUACCACCCUCAGCUGCUGGGAGCACAAUGGCAGGAGAUGAACUUUACAUUUGGUCAGACAAAUCAACUCCAGAAACUGACCGGGGACAGCAGAAUGCUUGUGUGGAACACAUGGAAAUUCAAAACCAACCUCAUUUGACAAUCCGCAGCCCAACAACCCAACAAUUUGACUUUUACAAAGACAACAGGACAGAUUAUAAACCAACAAACCAGUACCUCUCUUGUGGAGAUACCAGUCCUGGUGGGAGCCCUAACCCCGCUGCUGAUUAUCCUACUCAGUUCAGGAAGUCUGCAUCCAGCCCCAGGAGCCCCUUCUCCCCCUUCUCCUCUCUUUCCCCCGUCUCUCUAUUUACCUCACCGGAUGUUACAGACGACAGUGUCUUCUAUAGCCCAAAGCUACACCGUCGCAGAGAAUGCUCCUCGCCAUGUGAGCCGGUAGAGGGAAUCAGCCUGGGGUGCUCAAGAAGAAGCCGGGCAUCCACUGGUCCUCCAAGUGCAGGUCCAGGACAGGACAAGGAAUGCUUGACAUCCCCUUAUGCAGACUUAAAAUAUGGCAUUGAGCCUGGGAGGUCGUUUUCUGUGAGUUCGGUACUGUCCAGUCGACCUUCGGGGCCUGGUCGCAUCUCCAUUGGAUCCAGGCACAUGAGUGUGGGUGACCUCUUUGAAUCAUCCUUGACAUGUGGAAGCAGUGGCAAGGACUUAGAUCAGUGGUCUGUUUCUCCUGAUUGGACCACAGAAUAUGAUUGCCAGCCCAGUAAGGACUGUCUAAUGUCAUAUUUCCCCAGUGACCCUGGUAAAAUGAGAUCGAGGUCUCUUCCUCGGUCACUGACAAGGCGCUUGGCAAAUUGGAGCUCAGAAGUCUCCGCUUCUCCACCUGUGACUACCACAACCUCAAAGCAAGCCCGCAUUUGGAGCCCUAACAUGAACACUUGUCACUUUGCAUGGGAUACAGAGGGUCCUCCAACCCCUCCUCCAACACCUCCCCUGUCACCAGUGUCCAGACGCAUGUCCAAACCUCCCAGCCCUUCCUCCCCCACCUUUCCCAGCUCAUCAGGAGCAUCACAGCAAGUGGACAGCCUGUCCCCCAGAGGGCUUCUGCCCUCCAGAGGUUAUGUAUCCAGCCUUAGCACCUUUGAGGAGUCUACAGACAGCUGCUCAGACACGACGACAGAUGAUGAAUAUUACUUGGAAACAGAUGAAGACGAAGAAAAAGAGACAGAGUUGUGAAAGCAGAAGAAUUGCUUUAAAUCCUCCCUUCUGUCAAGUCAAUGUGAUUCUGAACUUCAUUAUCUACGGGAAGGACGAUGGGCUAACAUCUAUUACGUAAAGUGACCUCCUCUGUUCUCUCAUUGUCACAGAGGAGACGUGAUGUCAGGAGGGACAGUUUUUUGCCUGCAUGAUUUCCUUUUCAACAGUGGUGGUUGCUGUCCUGUCAAAAAAACAUUAAACGAGUAAGCAUGAUAUUAUCAGCAUAGAUUUAAAGAUUAUAAUGAAUGUAUGUACAGUAUGCUGUAUAUAUCUGCAAUCUGCGUUGUUUAACAUUUAUAGUUUGGACAGUUGCAUGGCAUCAGUGAGGGAUGUACAUCUGUGUAGUUGUUUUAAUGAUCAAACUACUGUGUAAAGUUAACAUUUUGACAUAAGGCUUUAUCUUUAGGUUUGCAUUUCAUCCUGCCAGUUAACAAUAAGGUAAUGUUGAUAAAUGUGGUAUCAUGUGAUAUUUCAUCACCUGUUUUUCUUCUGUUUUAAGAUUGAAAUGAAUUGAUAAAUGUUGUAAGCAUAACAGAUUAAUUUUGUUAGUGUUGCAUUGAAAAAAUUUAAAAGUUUUGUUGAAAAACAUUUUUUUUUUUAAUUCUGAGAUGAAAUAUAAUCAUACUGUAUAUUAACAUUUGAUGUCAAACAUAAUAUGCUCUAUACAGUGCUUGCUCUUAUUUGCACAGUGGCAAUCUAAAGUCUUAAUAUAUCUAUUUUAUAAAUAAAUGUAAUAUAUCCAACAAUAACUUGUGUUUUUGGAUUAAUGUAUGUGUUAGGUAUAAUAUGCAAAAUGUUCCUAAAAAAACAAUGUAUAGACUGAUAAAAAAGUAAUCCCUCUCAAUCAUCA
Molecule: messenger RNA, 6722 nt
Organism: Sebastes umbrosus (honeycomb rockfish)
Lineage: Eukaryota; Metazoa; Chordata; Actinopteri; Perciformes; Sebastidae
Product: flocculation protein FLO11
Exons: 5
Coding region: 143-1906 (587 amino acids)
Source: RefSeq, a predicted model, not a curated record